ACAGUUUAAAAAAAAUCUAAAAAUGUGAAAAAAUAAAAAAAAAUCAUGAUAAACCUAUAUGCAUUGAUUUAUUUUAGAUUUAAUAAUAAUAUUUUUUAUAAUUAAAAAUGCUGAUGGGGAGAAAGUGGGAGAAAGAAAGCUGGAGAAUGGGAUGAAGUGACUGAAGUUGAAAACAGUACAAAGGUUUCUUGUGACUAUUGUCAUGCUUUGAUUAGCAACAAGAUAGAACGAGUAAAACCCCAUUUAAAACAUUGCCAAAAAAAGUUUUUACACAAGCAUACGGAAAGAGAAAAUCUCAAUUUGUCAAAAUAUUUAAAUAAAAAUUGUGAUGAUGUACCAAAUAAUGAUUUAAAUAUUAAUGCAUCUGCUCUAAUAGAUGGACCAUCAUCUCCAAUAGCUGGACCAUCAGCUCAAGUUGGAAAAAGUUCUUUGGCAUCUGUAAGUUCUAUAAGUUCGUUAACACCUUGUAAGAAGCAGCGGUUGAUGUCAUCGUACACAAUAUCAACUAAUAUGGAACAGAAAGAAAAUAUUGAUAUAAAAAUAGAAAAAUUUUUCUUCAGUGCAAAUGUAUCAUUUAAAACUUCUGAAAAUCAAGAAUUUAUAGACAUGAUCAGUUCAUUCAUCCAGGAUACAAACCACCUAACCGUAAAAUGCUAGGAGGAGAGCUCUUAGAAAAAGUUUAUGAGGAAGUAAACAAAAAAAUGAUGGAUCAACUUACCCAAGAAGAGAAAACAAUAACAAUUAUGCAAGACGGAUGGAGUAGUGUUACUUAUGAUCCCAUUAUUGAUCACAGUGCAUAUGACGGACUUAAUUCUAAAAUUUUAUGCAUUACUGAUUGUGCAUCAAAUAAAAAAACAGCCAAGUAUUGUACCGAACUCUUUUGUAAUGUCAUUAAAGAUCUUAAAGAAACAUACAAUAAAGAAGUAUUUGCUGUGGUAACAGAUAAUGAAAAUAAGAUGAAAAAAAUGAGGGAUUCAAUCAAAGAAACGUAUCCAAAUCUUUUAACAUAUGGGUGUUCUGCACAUUAUUUAAACCUUUUAGAAAAAGAAGUAACACACCCAGAUGUCAUCAAACAUGUGGUUGAAGUGCAGAAAUAUUUUCGUAAUACACAUCAACCGCAUGGAUGGUUGCGUGAGAAAGGAGGGCAUUUGCCUCAGUUACCAAACGAUACUCGAUGAAACUCCCAAAUUGACUGUAUAGAAACAUACAUAAAAAACUACCAAAUUUAUGUAGAAAUAGUAGAUAAUCAUGAUAUACCUAUCAAAAUCAGAAAAAUUAUUGAAAAUCGAGCAAUAUUUAGAGAAGCUAACAGUCUUCAAAUCCAACUCAAAAUAUUUGGUGUUGUUUUCGAUCAAAUGCAAAGUGACAGCUGUCACCUAUCCGAAUGUGUUGAGUUGUGGCUCUCACUUUUGAAUAACCCUGAACUAAGUCAUUACCACACAGCUAUCAAAAAGAGAUGUAAUGAUGCUAUGACAUCUAUCCAUUAUCUUGCGACCAAUCCUCGCUUUUUGGGUAAAAAUAAGUUUUGCUUAAAAAAAAAAUUGUUUUGAAAAAUUUCUGAAUUUUUUUUUUAUAGGCAAAAACCUGCCGAUUGAAAAUGAAGAUGAGGCUGAAGAAUGGCUUUACAAUCAUUAUCCUGAUUUUGUACCUGGGUUGAUUUUGCUUAAAUUAAAGGAUUGUGAUGCAUUUUCUAAAAGGAUGUUGAGUAAUCAAAUUAUAUCAACAAUAUUGUGCAGUGAUUGGUGGUCUAUCAUUAACCAGAGAAAUGAAAAAUCAAUUCAGAAAAAAUUGCCUGAAGGAUUUUGCAAAUUUAUUUCUAAACUUCAAACGUGCCCUGCUAGCUCAGGAUUAAUAGAAAGAAUAUUUUCUUCAUUUGGUUUUAUUUGGUCAAAAGUUAGAAAUAAAUUAGGAUGUGAAAAGGCUAAAAAGCUUGUGCAAAUAUAUAAACAGUAUCAAAAAUAGUUUAUAGUUAAUGUUUUUACAUUAGAGUUUAUGCUUUUACAAUAUAAAGUGAAUAUUACAUUAAAGUAAAGUUGUACUUGCAAGAAGUAUACCAAAAAUGUAAAUAGUCUUGUCAAUGUGUAUCUAUUCUAAAAAAUCUUAUUGAAUGAAUCUAAUUUGUUUGGUUUCCAAAAUAAAAUUGUGUUAAAUAAAAAUGUUGUGUUUAAAUUGAAAAUUUCCCUUUAUAGCUAGCUCUAUAAUAUGUUUAUGUUUUCAGAAAUGUUGGUUAAUAAUAGCAUAUAUUAUUAAUAUAAUAGUUCAUAAGUUUUAAGAUAUAUUUCAAAAAAACCCAGAUUGCCUGGGUUUUAUUGGGUUUUUUUAGGCGGGUUUUAUUGGGUUUUAUUGGGCGGGUUUUAUUGGGCGGGUUUUUUAAUGCCAACCCUGCUCACAUUCCACUUUUAAAUUUAAGACCAGAUCUGCAAACUCAACAAUGUAUUUAAACACAUCUACAAAAUUUAUCUGCCACCUUCAUAAUGAUGCAAAUAAACCUGAAGCUAACUCUACUCUAUACGUUACCUGAAAUCAUUCAAUAGUAUUUUCCAAAAUAUUUUAUUAUUAGUUUUUUUGUAAACUCAAAUCAAUAUUUAUAUCAAGAAAAGAUUAUAGUUACAAAAAAAAGAAGAUGUUAUAUGACGCUUAAAAAAAGAAAUCACAAAAUAAAAAUAUUUUAAAAACUUUUAUAUAUCAUCUUGCAAGAUCAAUAUUUAUGUAGACAAUUUCUCAUAACAACAAUAACAAAAAAUAAUUACUGAAUUUUUUUAAAAAACUAAAAAAGAAAAAUUAUUACUAUAAUUUUUUUGUUUUUUAAAUUUUUAUUAUAAUAUACAAUAAAUUUUAUUUUAUAUUUG
Molecule: messenger RNA, 2849 nt
Organism: Hydra vulgaris (swiftwater hydra)
Lineage: Eukaryota; Metazoa; Cnidaria; Hydrozoa; Anthoathecata; Hydridae
Source: RefSeq, a predicted model, not a curated record